AUGUCCACUCCUUCGAGGCCGCUGGCUGCACUCAACUCGCGCUCGACAAGUCGCAUCUUGCAAGGUUCCGUCAUCUCGCUCCCCGCACAUGCUCGUCUUGCCUCGACAUCAGCUCCUGCUGCAGCUCCUGCCGCCACGAUCGCUCCUCCACCCACACCUGCUACGGAUGCUCUCGCGACCGACAGCAACCCUUUUGACAUUAGCGACGCUACCGAUUAUGCCAACCUGCCCGAGAGACUCGGUUUCCUUAAGGAUCUCGGUCUGGACUACGGCUGGGGUCCGACUUCGGUGAUUGAGUGGUCGCUGGAACACGUUCAUGUCCUCUCCGGUAUGCCCUGGUGGGGCUCCAUCGCCGCAACUGCCUUCCUCUAUCGCCUGGCCCUGGUUCCCAUGUUCAUGAAGGCGAGCGAGAACGGUGCCAAGAUGCGCGCAAUGCAGCCCAUCACAAAGCCCAUGAACGACAAGAUGAUGGAUGCCAUGAGAAACGGCGACAGAGUUACUGCCAUGCAGAUGCGCCAGGAGAUGAUGGCCAUCAACAAGGCUGCUGGUGUCAGCACUAUCGGCAUGCUCGUGCCCAGUGUUGUGCAGGGUGUCUUUGGUUUCUGCGCUUUCCGUCUGCUGCGUGCCAUGUCCAACCUCCCCGUCCCCGGUCUUGAGACUGGCGGAUUUCUCUGGAUUGCCGACCUGACCCAGACCGAUCCAUACUUCCUUCUUCCCGCCAUCAUGGGUGGCACCCUGCAUAUGGUCAUGCGCAUGGGUGGUGAAACUGGCACUCCCAUGACUGCAUCCAUGAGACCUUUCUUGCUAUAUGUCUUCCCUGGUAUCGUCUUCAUUACCACCGCCUGGCUUCCUGCUGCUCUCAAUGUCUGGCUUUGUACCACUGGUAUCAUGGGUGUGGCACAGGUCCACCUUUUCAAGCGUGCUGAUAUCCGUCGCAUGUUCGGUCUGACCCCCAUGGUUGAUGCUGAGCAAGCCCACCGUGAUGCCGUGGCCGCUGGACUUGUCAAAGAAGAGCCCAAGACCAUCGACGUCAAAGCAAAAUCUUACCCUGCCGAUCAGAGACCUAUAUACCAAGCACCCAACGUAAAGUUUUCCACUAGCUCUGCACCUGCUAGGAAGACAGCUUCAUCUACAGCAUCCGCCGAUGCCGUUCUUCAGGCNCCUCAGAGUCCCUUUGACAGCGUCAAGGAGAAGGGAUUCGGUCUCUUCAACAACGCCGGCAAGUCUUGGGAUGCCAUGAAGCAGAGCAUGAACGAUCAAGUCGUCAGAAUGCGUGGAGCAUCCGGCAAGCCCAAGAGUAAGACACGCUCUACCGAGUUCAUGAAGAGCGCCGAAGACUACGAGCGCAGAUGGCAGAAGUACAACAAGAAAUAA
This is a messenger RNA of Aureobasidium uvarum, 1374 nucleotides long. Lineage: Eukaryota; Fungi; Ascomycota; Dothideomycetes; Dothideales; Saccotheciaceae. The record is from the annotation of a GenBank genome assembly.